AUGGCGACCAAUGCGGAGCCCACGAAAACCCACAGUGGUCGACAGACCAAACCCCCGGCGAAAUACAACAACAACGGGUCUCUCGGCGCCGCUGUAGGCGGCGGUGGGCUGGCGCCCACCGCGAGUCUCCUCCCUGGCUUCACCGCGUCUCGUUCGACCAGGGGGGUCGCUGUCGCCACCAACAACCAGAGCGAGGGCGGAGCUGUCAGCUCCGGUCGGGUGGCGCCCACCGUCCGUGCCUCGUCGGGCAAGGGAAAAGGCAAGGCGCUGGAGGGGGAGCAGCACCUCGAUGCUGAAGUGCAAGCCAUCAUGAUUGACUCCCGUUUUUGUUCCGACACCGGGUCCGAAGAAAAAGCAGCAAGCGAUGCCGACGUGGAGGGCGGCGGCGGCAAGGACGAUGGCGGCAGCACCAACGAAGACAGCGACAGCGAGGAAUUUAGUCUUCAUAACCCUCGUCAGGGUCGGGUCCUCGGCAAGGUAGCAGGCGGAGCGGGUGCGGGCCGGUCGAGCGGAUCGAGCGGAUCUCGCAGCAGCUCCCCCGUCGAAGCGGGGGCGCAAAGGCUCAGACAGUUCCAACAAUCGCUGAAGCGUCACCGCGGCAGGAGCUACGACCAGUGGGCGGCGUACCUGCUCAAGGAGGCCUGCGGACUGCGGAAGAUCAGCGGGUACUCGAGGUCGUCAGAUACGACCGCCAUGGCUAAGGCGCUGACGCAGCUGGACGUGGUCAUGGAAAGGGACAGCCCGUACUUCGAUGAUUUGGAAGACAGGGCAACAGGCGGAACGGCACCCUCGAAGCCACCAGCCUCGGCGGCGGAGGCGCAGCGAGUUCCACAGCACCUCAUUGCGGCGCUACGUGCUGCAAUCAACGCCGGCGCCUCCCCCGCGCCGACGAAGAUGUACGACUGCGGCGACAAGUCGUACACGGCUGCCGCCAUCAUGGAGGCGAUGAAGGAGGAAGAUAGGCAGAAUGGGGCUGACAACAGCAGCAGCAUCGGACAACGGAGGAAGAGCAAGCACUGCGUACCUCGCUUCUGUGAGCUACUGAUGCACCAGCAGUUCAGGAAGAGGUUCUGCGAGAGUAGGACGCAGCUGAGCAGGAGGGAGCUCGACGCCAAGCAGACGGGGACGAAUCGGGAUAUUCAUCUCGAGCUGUGGGAGGCGUUCAAGGAUGAGAGUUUCGAGCACCUCAUUGCGGCGCUACGUGCUGCAAUCAACGCCGGCGCCUCCCCCGCGCCGACGAAGAUGUACGACUGCGGCGACAAGUCGUACACGGCUGCCGCCAUCAUGGAGGCGAUGAAGGAGGAAGAUAGGCAGAAUGGGGCUGACAACAGCAGCAGCAUCGGACAACGGAGGAAGAGCAAGCACUGCGUACCUCGCUUCUGUGAGCUACUGAUGCACCAGCAGUUCAGGAAGAGGUUCUGCGAGAGUAGGACGCAGCUGAGCAGGAGGGAGCUCGACGCCAAGCAGACGGGGACGAAUCGGGAUAUUCAUCUCGAGCUGUGGGAGGCGUUCAAGGAUAAGAUUUUCGAGGUGCCCAGUUCCUUCGCAGACGACCACCACAUUGUUGGGGCCGGCAUUAACCCCAACACCGUACAUCAGCCGGACAUCACCUUUCAGAAGUUCACGACGAUGAGGACGGAGUUGUUCAAGGACCACGGGGAGAUGUACUCCAACUACAAAAAGUCCGGGAGCAAUGCAGAGAUGUACUCUUUUUGCAAGGAAAGCUUGGACACGUACUACUUUGGGCUGACUACGGAUAAGUGCCCUGACAUCCUGGCGGUCUGCGACCAGAUGCUCCCGGAUGGCACCGCGAGCGAGAACACGGGGGUGGAGAGGGCGGGAGACAAGAAGAGCGGCACCGACGGUGCUGCCGCGGACGCCGGUAAGCGGAAGGCCGCCAAGGUAGAGUCGAAGGAGAGGAACGCGGCCGUGAGCGGCCGGGAUAAGAAGCAGAAGAGGCAGGCGGAUAUGAUUGCGAGUACGGCGAAGGCCGCGAUGGAGACGAUGUUACCCACACUCGGGCUGGGCACGUCCUCCGGGCCCGCGUACACAGACGCUCCAACAUCAUAUUACGAGACCAAGGACGGGAUAGAAAGCAAGGCGGCGAAAACCGACCUACGCACCAAGCUCCGCAAAGAGCUCAAGGAAAUCAAGGAGGAUAUUCGGGUUGAGGAGGCGCGGGGGAAUGCCGCUAACAAGGAAGACCUAGAGCUGUUACGAAUGCAGCAUUCCUCCGUAAGGGCCCAGCUUUUUGAGUUGCUGUCGACACCCAACUGCGGAGCAGAGUUGAUAAUAUAG
Molecule: messenger RNA, 2298 nt
Organism: Ectocarpus sp. CCAP 1310/34
Lineage: Eukaryota; Phaeophyceae; Ectocarpales; Ectocarpaceae
Source: the annotation of a GenBank genome assembly